Molecule: messenger RNA, 2802 nt
Organism: Acinonyx jubatus (cheetah)
Lineage: Eukaryota; Metazoa; Chordata; Mammalia; Carnivora; Felidae
Gene: ZMYND10
Product: zinc finger MYND-type containing 10
Exons: 12
Coding region: 1154-2500 (448 amino acids)
Biological process (GO): inner dynein arm assembly; outer dynein arm assembly; motile cilium assembly
Cellular component (GO): cytoplasm; centriolar satellite
Source: RefSeq, a predicted model, not a curated record
AGCCAGAAAGAAACAAUCAGGAAGCUGUGAUGAAGAAUGACUUGGGGUGGGAGCUGGGGCUGUCCUGGAUUAAGUGGGCAAGGAAGGCCUCGCUGAGGUGACUUGAACUGAGGCCUGAAGGAGGAAGAGUAUUCCAGGCAGAGGGAACAGGUGCAAAGUAAAAGCAACUUUAGGAUGUAUGAGGAACCUGGGGCAUCUGGGUGGCUCAGGUGGUGGUGGCUCAGCCGGUUAAGCUUUCAACUUCAGUUCAGGUCAUGAUCUCACAGUUGGUGGGUUGGAGCCCUGCAUCACGCUUUCUGCUGUCAGCAGGAGCCUGCUUCAGAUCCUCUGUAUCCCUCUCUCUCUGCUUCUCCCCCCCUCAAAAAUAAAUAGACAUUUAAAAAAAAAAAAAAAAAAAAGAUGUGUAAGGAACCCAAGAGAGGCCCACUGGGGCUGAAACAUGGGAAGCAAUGGGGAGAGGGACAACAGAUGAAGUACUGAGGUAAGGAAGGGGCAAGACCUUAAUACUGCAGAAUUGCUGAUAAGCUGCUUUGGACAUUAUUUCGAGGACUAGAAGCGUCCACAGAGUCACCUAGAAAAAGACUACAGCAGUUACUUCAUGACAUGUGCUGGCAGCCUGCUAGGCUAGAAUGGAGAGACGUGGGCACUGGGCAGUACUUUAGGGGAUAGAGCCAACAGGUGGAGUCGGGCAGGAGACAUACUGGAGGCAGGAAACCACGCAGAAGCGGUACAGCCGAGGUAGAGCUGCUGCAGGAAGAGCUGGUGGGGGCGAGGUGACCCCAUCCCCGUGCGGGUCGAUUUGAUGUCCUAGGAGGAAGCCUAGGCCACCCGAGUCCGGUACUCAGGGCAGACCCGUGAGCCGCAGGCGGUGAAGGAGAAAGUUCUGGGAGUCCAAAGAGGGCUAACUGCAGCCGGAAAAGCGAGGGGGGCGGGGGCGGGGCCGGAGCCUGCGCAGCGCGCGCAGGCGCUGGACUAACCGUUUCCAUGGCGGCGCGGACCCACGCGCCCCAACCACUCCGCAACGGCUGUAUCCAAGACGUCGACCCUGCGAGUCUCGGUCGUCCUCGAGAGCUUCAGCACCCUCACUUCAGCGUCGGCUGCUGCCCAGGGUCAGCUGAAUCCUGCCUUCCCGCUCUCGGUCCCCGGCCACAACAUGGGCGACCUGGAGCUGCUACUGCCGGGGGAGGCUGCCGUACUGGUGCGGGGGUUGCGCAGCUUCCCGCUGCGCGAGAUCGGAUCCGAAGGAUGGAACCAGCAGCAUGAGAACUUGGAGAAGCUGAACAUGCAGGCCAUCCUUGAUGCUACAGCCAGCCAGGGCGAGCCCAUCCAGGAGCUGCUGGUCACCCAUGGGAAGAUCCCGAUGCUAGUUGAGGAGCUGAUUGCAGUGGAGAUGUGGAAGCAGAAGGUGUUCCCUGUGCUGUGCAGACUGGAGGACUUCAAGCCCCAGAACACUUUUCCCAUAUACAUGGUGGUGCACCAUGAGGCCUCCAUCAUCAACCUUCUGGAGACAGUAUUCUUCCACAAGGAGGUGUGUGAGUCAGCAGAGGACGCUGUCUUGGACUUGAUAGACUACUGCCACCGAAAACUGACUCUACUGGUGGCCCGGAGUAGCCAUGGUGGCCCUCCUGAAGAGGAGGAGUGCCAGUCCAGCACCCCCAUGCAGCUUGAGCACCAUGUCGCCCCCCAGGAGCUGCAGAAGCAGGCAGAGCUGAUGCAGUUUGAGAUCGCAUCGAAGGCCCUCUCAGUGCUGCGCUACAUUACAGACUGUGUGGACAGCCUUUCCUUGAGCACCUUGAACCGCAUGCUCAGUACCCACAACUUGCCCUGCCUCCUGGUUGAACUGCUGGAGCACAAUCCGUGGAGCCGGCGGGAAGGAGGCAAGCUGCAGCAAUUUGAGGGUGGCCGUUGGCAGACAGUGGCCCCCUCAGAGCAGCAAAAGCUGAGCAAGUUGGAUGGGCAGGUGUGGAUUGCCCUGUACAACCUGCUACUGAGCCACGAAGCCCGGGCCCGCUACUGCUUCACCAGCUUUGCCAAGGGACAGCUACUCAAGCUUCAGGCCUUCCUCACAGACACACUGGUCGACCAGCUUCCCAACCUGGCAGGCCUGCAGGGCUUCCUGGCCCACCUGGCCCUGACUGAAACCCAGCCCCCUAAGAAGGACCUGGUGUUGGAACAGAUCCCAGAAAUCUGGGAGCGGCUAGAGAGAGAGAACAGAGGCAAGUGGCAGGCUAUUGCCAAGUACCAGCUGCGGCAUGUAUUCAGCCCCUCAGAGCAAGACCUGCAGCUGCAGGCACGAAGAUGGGCUGAGACCUACAGGCUGGACGUGCUAGAGGCAAUAGCUCCAGAGCGGCCCCGCUGUGCCUACUGCAGUGCAGAGGCCUCCAAACGCUGCUCGCGAUGCCAGAAUGAAUGGUAUUGCUGCAGGGAGUGCCAAGUCAAGCACUGGGAGAAGCACGGAAAGGCUUGUGUCUUGGCAGCCCAAGGUGACAGAGCCAAGUGAAGGCUACAGCCGCUGAGGGCCACCCACCCAUGCGGUACAACCCACUCAGAAUGUGCCCUGGACCUCAGGAUCUCAGCCUAGCGUCUGCCCGAGCCCCAGCUUCCCAGGUGGUGAGCACAACGGGGGAAGGGUACAGCUGCCGCCCCAUCUCCUCCAGUAAAGCGCUCCCCACUUCCUGCCCUACCCAGCGGGUAGGCUGAGGGCGCUGCCUCAGCAAGCAGGAGGCCUGGGCGGGGGCAAAGGCAAGGGCCGGAUGUGGGGACCCUGUUGGUCUAGCACAGUAAAGCUGGCCUCUAGAAACA